UCACUGAAUAGAUCAUCCUGCAGUGGCUUCUCUGAACUCUCCUGUAUCUUUUAUCUUCAUCAUCAUCCUCCUCAUUGGUUUAACAUAGGCCUGUUAUAAUGGGGUCAAGAAGCCUUUGGCUGUUUCUGCUGCUGCUCAGGGUUUUGCUUUCGACCACAUUCGGAUGGGUGGAUUCAGAAGGGAGCAGAAGGUUAAAUACAGCAUCAGGAAGACUGCAUCUCAAGGCCCAAGAAAACUUUGAUCAGACAAGAAGAAAAGUGCGGGAAGUAAAAGAUGGAUUUACGUCGCCUUGUGAAAAGAAGUCUUGUGGUCAGGGAAGACAAUGUGUUAUCAGCUUAGGAUCAAAAGUUCCUCAGUGCGAGUGUCUGGAGAAAUGUAAGCCUCGGUAUAUGCCAGUGUGUGGCUCGGAUGGGAAAUUGUAUGAAAAUCACUGUGAGCUUCAUCGGGCUUCCUGCUUACAUGGAAAGAAAAUCUAUAUUGUCCAUAGCAAAGACUGUUUUUUCAAAGAUGACACGUGCACUAUGGCUGACUAUAACCGGCUUAAGAGCAUACUAAUUGAUCUUCAGACUCAUCGAAAGAAUGUGCAAAGCAGCCCUAUGGAAGACAAAAGAUCUCGAAAACGUGCACUGGUGGAAAAGCUGUUUAACUAUUUGGAUAUGAACUAUGAUGGUCAUCUAGACAGCUUUGAGUUGGCUCAGUAUGCAAAGAAGAAACAACUAGACAAUGACUUGAAUUGCUCAGUAGAAGAUCUGCUCCGGUUUGAUGACUACAACAUUGAUGGUUACCUAACACUUCCAGAAUUCUACACUGCAUUCCAAGUCAUCCAGAUAACUCUUGCUCAAGAAAAGAUGAUCAGCGUGACUACAGUAUCCGUUGGUUUAAGUGCUGUGCUUACUUGUGCAAUUCAUGGAAUUUUACGCCCUCCAAUUAUAUGGAAGCGGAAUGGAGUUAUUUUAAACUUUUUAGACCUGGAAGAUAUCAAUGACUUUGGAGAAGACAAUGCUUUAUAUAUCACCAAGGUAACAACCAUUCAUAUGGGCAAUUACACAUGCCAUGCUUAUGGCUAUGAGGAUAUGUACCAGACUCACAUCCUUCAGGUGAAUGUGCCUCCAGUAAUAAGAGUUUAUCCAGAAACUCAGGCUCAGGAGCCUGGAGUUUCUGCCAGCUUGAAAUGUCAUGCGGAGGGCAUACCUAGUCCAAAAAUUACAUGGCUGAAGAAUGGUGUUGAUGUAACUCCAAGGCUUUCAAAACAACUCACAGUCCUAGCAAAUGGAAGUGAGCUUCAUAUCGCUAGUGUACGUUAUGAAGACACCGGAGCAUAUACAUGCAUUGCCAAGAACGAGGUUGGAGUAGAUGAAGACAUUUCUUCCCUUUUCAUUGAAGAUUCUGCAAAGAAAACCUUGGCAAACAUUCUGUGGAGGGAGGAAGGAUUGAGUGUGGGGAACAUGUUUUAUGUUUUUUCUGAUGAUGGAAUCACAAUAAUUCAGCCAAGAGAAUGUGAGAUCCGGAGGCAGAUGAAGCCUACUGAGAGGAUCCUUACAAGUUUUGAAGAAAUGUGUGAAAAAGCGGACGCUGAUCAGUUUUGCCAGUGGUCUUCUGCUAUCAAUGUGAGAAACAAGUUUAUUUAUGUUGCGCAGAAUACACGCAACAGAAUUCUGUUAAUUGACAUCCAGAUGCAGAAGGUGAAGCAGUCUAUAGGUGUUGAUCCUUUUCCAGCCAAAUUAUUUUAUGAUAAAUCUCAUGAUCAAGUCUGGGUUCUUAGCUGGGGAGACGAAAGGAGAUCUCAUCCUACAUUGCAGGUUAUUCCUGAUGCAAGUACAGGAGAAAACCUCCACGUUAUCCGGACAACAUUUGAAAAUGUGGAUGACUUUUUUAUUCCUCCAACAAAUCUUAUCAUUAACCACAUUAGGUUUGGCUUCCUCUUCAAUAAAUCCAGACCUGCCAUUCACAAAAUUGACCUUGAAACUGUGAAACCUAUCAAGACAAUAAGUUUCACCAAUUUCAGCUGCAUUCCGGAAAAUAUGGCUUAUUCCCACUUGGGCGGUUAUUAUUUUGUACAGUGUAAGCAAAAGAGAUUUUCAAGUCCAUCGUCUCAGUUAAUUAUCGAUAGUGUAACCGACGCAAUCAUUGGUCCAAAUAGUAACGUAUCCGGGACACCGUACAUCUCUUCCGAUGGCCGGUAUUUGGUCAGUACAGAUGAAAUGAAUGGGCGGAUCAAAGUCCAGACAAUUACUUCCAGUGGAGAAAUAAAACUGGUGUAUGACGUCACAACAAGUUUCUACCUAUCAGAUGUAACUUUUCAGUCAUCGUUCACAGAGGGCAACCAGUAUUAUGUCUAUGCUACAUCACAUUCACAAACGCAUGUCCUUUUUAUUGACCUGUCUUCAGGAAGGGUGGACAUGGUGAAAAAUCUAAAAGACCCAACGACACAAGAAGACUGGCCAUGGAACACAGGAAACAGAAUAAUUAAAGGCAGUGGCCUGUUUGGACAAUAUAUAAUAACACCAGCUGAAGAUUCUAUGUUUAUUAUCAAUGGAAGACAAAGUCUGCUACACUGUGAGGUCUCUGGAGUUCGAAGGGGAAACACAGUUGUUUGGGUGGGAGAAGUAUGAAAUGGCCAGAUCUAAAAACUCCAUGAAAGGACUAGAACAUGGACCUUCAUGCUGCCUAUGACAGCAGCAAACUUGUACAUUUUUACACUGAACAAAAGAUUCUGUAUGAGCUUCAUGGUGCAACACUGGUCAACAGCUUGCAAGUUUUAUAGUAACUUCUAAUAGGAGGAUUUUUUAGUAUCAUUUUAAUUUAUUAUUUUGCCUUUUGUUGUUUGCAAAAUAAACUAUAUCACAUAUAAGAAGGUCUAGAA
Messenger RNA from Xenopus laevis (African clawed frog), 2863 nucleotides. It is a transcript of the gene fstl4.S, whose product is annotated as follistatin like 4 S homeolog. The transcript is spliced from 16 exons. The record is from RefSeq and is a predicted model, not a curated record. NCBI's taxonomy places the organism in Eukaryota, Metazoa, Chordata, Amphibia, Anura, Pipidae. The coding region runs from base 99 to 2612 and encodes 837 amino acids.